AUGAUUGGCCUGUAUUGGGGAACUCUCAUUGGCUCCCGUCCUCCUGAGAACCUUUACUUGAUUGGCUCGUAUACCGCGUUCAUGGUUGGCUGUAAAUACGGUCUACGAGCCAGUCAAAAACUGCAGAGCAGAGCCAACGCUGUGCUUGUAAAUUUUGGAUUUAAUCCAUACCAGUCAGAUGUCGGUGCUUCUUCGACUUUGAAUUUUUCUGUUUUAUCAAGUGAAAUAGAUUGUGCUGUUAUAAAUGCAGAACCCAGAAGAAAAACAGGGAGUAUGUUCCUGUGCUACAGUCAUUUACCUCCAACAGACAAUGAAGUCUCAUAUACAAUAGCAUUUGUUCUCCAGGGAGUCAGCAAAACAUUUACGGUUUCAGUAGAAGAGACAGAGAUUUUAACAGAAAAAGUGAUUUUUAUUAAUCUUGGGUAUUACAUAGCAGUUUAUUUGCCUGGGCACUUUCUACACCUAAUCAAUACACGACAUCCUAAGUUGCUAUGUCAUCAUUUACUGUUAAGUGGUGCAGAUGCCAGUAUGCCUUCACUGAACACUAACGGUUACCUACAGUCACUGCCAUAUUCAUCCAUUUUGGAUUACAGCUCAGGGAAAAUGUUUGAAGUUUGCAUCAACCAACUUUAUUUAGUGAAAUUCCUCCAGACCAGUACACUGGACUGCCACUGGCUGGCAGCAUUGCACUGUGCUCUUAUAUACUUCAAGGACCAAACAGAAACUGAAGCACAGGUUGUUUCAUGGAUUUGUGAUAACAUUGGAAAAUGUAGCAGAUUUGAUGUCAUUCAGGAAUUCAUUUGGGCUUCUCUGUAUAGAAGAAUGUGUCCAGAAUCAAUCAACCUUGAUAAACUUUUACCAUAUACCUCUUUAAUGAAGUGGGAAGGGGAAGUUCCUGGAGUGACAUGUGUAACAGAAAUUGCGGAACAGUCAGUUUUUAGGGCUCUACAUCUGAAAGGCUUCUGGGCAGAGUUACAUUCUAAUCUGCAGUCAUUUAUGUAUUUAGAUGCUGAGCCUUGCUGCCGGUAUUACAACAACAGCAAGUUGCUUAGAAAACAAUGGAAGCAAUUAAUUGAAGAAAUGAAAACAGAAGAGAGAACAUCAAGUUCCUUGCGGACUAUACUUCAGAAUGCAGAAAAGGUCCUGCUUACUCUGGAUAAAUGGGUGUCAGAUCAGAGGAUAGUUCCACUCUUUCAGGAAGAAAAAGACUACCAGCAAAACAUACUUAUGGGAGUGAUGGUCGAAAAUAUGAAAGACCACUUAAUGAGACAUCUGCAACAUAUGGGUAAAAAGAAGACAGAGGAGUUGGUCAUAAACUAUGUUGCGAAACUGUUGGAACUAAUCAGAAACAUAAUGGAAACAGUAUGGAGAAAAUAUAACGUGAAAAACUGGAAAUUCUGUUUCAAGGAGAGGGGAAGUUCUUCUGAAUAUGCAGUGUUUCACAUAAUGUGCCACAUCUUACAAGCUACAAGUGGAAUGUGUGUACCUCUUCCUCCAGGUUUUCAGACACUUCAUGCGACACUGGGAGUUCGUUGUCUACCUCUCCACACAUUGCUGUGCUAUAUCGAUCAUGGGAUUUUACGACUCACAGAAACUUUUAUCAAAAAACUGCUGAUAGAUUUCAACAACUCAGAAAAAAAUGGCCAGCUGAAGCUUAGCAUAAUAACAAGACUUCCAGAGGCAGCCAGUCAAAAUAUUUGCCACCUCUGGGAUCAUCCAAUUAGCUCUUCCUUAAUAGCGCGGAACUAUGUGGAAGCAUUACUGCAGAAACUUGGAAGCAAGCAGAUGUACCCUCAUAACUCACCUUCCUAUGAGACAGACAGUUCAGUUUUCUAUUCAGACUUCCUGCCACUGAACUACCUGACAAAAACAUUGACAGAUGUGAAGAACUUGGCAAUGAACCCCUUUGAAGAAAAAGAAUAUAUUGAUGCCAAAUUUGUUGAAGAGAUAGCUUUGAAACAGACCUCAAUACUUCUUCAACUUGAAAGCUAAUGGAAGUUAUGCUGCAUUGUUGUCCUGUAUGCAGAGAUGCAAAACAUACAUGAAAAAAGUAUGCCUGAUGGAUUAGAGUUUCUGUCAAUAAGAAGCAAAGCACAUGAACACCAGAGAACUAGGAUAUUGUCUAUCCAAGUUAUGUCAAAGAUGAUGUGAAACUAUCAAGAUUUUAAUUAGAAACACCAAAACUGAUAGAGAUCAGAACUCAUCACAAAAUAAUUGUGAACAUUCCUAAUUUAUUAUUUGAUCCAUAAAAGGGAUAGUAAUAAGUACAGUAUUCACCAUCCUGUAUAUAAAAUAUUCAGAGUAAUUGUUCCAGAUGAAUUGUUUUAAGAUUGUAAAUGUAUUUUUUUAAAUGUACACAAAGUCAAAAAUAUAAAGGAAAUUUAUUUAUAUAUUUGAUGUGCUUCUUUGGGUUUGUGAGUGAUACUUCUACAUUUAGUUUAAGGUAAUAGUUCUGAAAUUACAGGAGUGAUGAAAUAGUCAAAAUAAUAUUUCAUUUUAUUAAAGAUGAUUUUUUUUAUGUACAUAUUUAACUGUGAUGGUCUGCUGUACUCAGAUUUAUCUAAAAUAACUAGACCGUUUUAUAUUAAAUUUCAAUUGGCUUGA
Protopterus annectens (West African lungfish) is the source of this 2604-nucleotide messenger RNA. It is a transcript of the gene GSAP, whose product is annotated as gamma-secretase activating protein. The transcript has 22 exons. Bases 1 to 1992 code for a protein of 663 amino acids. The record is from RefSeq and is a predicted model, not a curated record. Gene Ontology annotation, cellular component: trans-Golgi network. Lineage: Eukaryota; Metazoa; Chordata; Ceratodontiformes; Protopteridae. Gene Ontology annotation, biological process: positive regulation of amyloid-beta formation.